Messenger RNA from Jaculus jaculus (lesser Egyptian jerboa), 4549 nucleotides. It is a transcript of the gene Ubtf, whose product is annotated as upstream binding transcription factor. NCBI's taxonomy places the organism in Eukaryota, Metazoa, Chordata, Mammalia, Rodentia, Dipodidae. The record is from RefSeq and is a predicted model, not a curated record. Bases 202 to 2496 code for a protein of 764 amino acids. The transcript is spliced from 21 exons.
AUUAGCCGUCGCUCCGCUUCGCCAUCUCGGGCUUUGUCUGGCGACUCCGCUGCCCCAGCGUCGGCUGCAGCGGAGCUGCGGCUCGGCUCUUCGGCCCGCCGUGCUCCCAGCCUCCGCUCCCAUACCCACGCUCGGGUGAGGUGGCUUUGACCCCGGGUUGCCCGGCCAGCGCGACCGAGGAAGUGGCUGAACAGCUGGAGGAUGAACGGAGAAGCCGACUGUCCCACAGACCUGGAAAUGGCCGCCCCCAAAGGCCAAGACCGCUGGUCCCAGGAAGAUAUGCUAACUCUGCUGGAAUGCAUGAAGAACAACCUUCCAUCCAAUGACAGUUCCAAGUUCAAAACCACAGAGUCACAUAUGGACUGGGAAAAAGUUGCAUUUAAGGAUUUUUCAGGAGAUAUGUGCAAGCUCAAAUGGGUGGAAAUUUCCAAUGAGGUUAGGAAGUUCCGUACUUUGACAGAAUUGAUCCUCGAUGCUCAGGAACACGUUAAAAAUCCUUACAAAGGCAAAAAACUCAAGAAGCAUCCAGAUUUCCCAAAGAAGCCCCUGACACCUUAUUUCCGCUUCUUCAUGGAAAAGCGGGCAAAGUACGCAAAACUCCACCCUGAGAUGAGCAACCUGGAUCUGACCAAGAUUCUGUCCAAGAAAUACAAGGAGCUUCCGGAGAAGAAGAAGAUGAAAUAUAUUCAGGACUUCCAGAGGGAGAAACAGGAGUUCGAGCGAAACCUGGCCCGAUUCAGGGAGGAUCAUCCCGACCUUAUCCAGAAUGCCAAGAAGUCGGACAUCCCUGAGAAGCCUAAAACCCCCCAGCAGCUGUGGUACACCCACGAGAAGAAAGUGUAUCUCAAAGUGCGGCCCGAUGCCACUACGAAGGAGGUGAAGGACUCCCUGGGGAAGCAGUGGUCUCAGCUCUCGGACAAAAAGAGGCUGAAAUGGAUUCAUAAGGCCCUGGAGCAGCGGAAGGAGUACGAGGAGAUUAUGCGUGACUACAUCCAGAAGCAUCCUGAGCUGAACAUCAGCGAGGAGGGCAUCACAAAGUCCACCCUUACCAAGGCCGAACGCCAACUCAAGGACAAGUUUGAUGGGCGACCCACCAAGCCACCUCCGAACAGCUACUCGCUGUACUGCGCGGAGCUCAUGGCCAACAUGAAAGAUGUGCCCAGCACAGAGCGCAUGGUGCUAUGCAGCCAACAGUGGAAGCUGCUCUCCCAAAAGGAGAAGGAUGCCUAUCAUAAGAAGUGUGACCAGAAAAAGAAAGAUUAUGAAGUAGAACUGCUCCGUUUCCUCGAGAGCCUUCCAGAAGAGGAGCAACAGCGGGUCCUGGGGGAGGAGAAGAUGUUGAACAUCAACAAGAAGCAGACCACCAGCCCAGCAUCCAAGAAACCUCCGCAAGAAGGCGGCAAGGGCGGCUCCGAGAAGCCCAAGCGGCCCGUGUCGGCCAUGUUCAUCUUCUCGGAGGAGAAGCGGAGGCAGCUGCAAGAGGAGCGGCCUGAACUCUCGGAGAGCGAACUGACCCGCCUGCUGGCCCGCAUGUGGAACGACCUGUCCGAGAAGAAGAAGGCCAAGUACAAGGCCCGCGAGGCUGCGCUGAAGGCUCAGUCCGAGAGGAAGCCUGGUGCGGAGCGGGAGGAUCGCGGCAAGCUGCCCGAGUCCCCCAAGAGAGCCGAGGAGAUCUGGCAGCAGAGCGUCAUCGGCGACUAUCUGGCUCGCUUCAAGAAUGACCGGGUGAAGGCUUUGAAAGCCAUGGAGAUGACCUGGAACAACAUGGAGAAGAAAGAGAAGCUGAUGUGGAUUAAAAAGGCAGCAGAAGACCAAAAGCGAUACGAGAGGGAGCUGAGUGAAAUGCGGGCACCCCCAGCUGCUACGAACUCCUCCAAGAAGAUGAAGUUCCAAGGGGAGCCCAAGAAGCCUCCCAUGAACGGUUACCAGAAGUUCUCCCAGGAGCUCUUGUCUAACGGGGAGUUGAACCACCUGCCGCUGAAGGAGCGCAUGGUGGAGAUAGGCAGCCGCUGGCAGCGCAUCUCCCAGAGCCAGAAGGAGCACUAUAAAAAGCUGGCUGAGGAGCAGCAAAAGCAGUACAAGGUGCACUUGGACCUCUGGGUCAAGAGCCUGUCUCCCCAGGACCGCGCAGCAUAUAAAGAAUAUAUCUCCAACAAACGUAAGAGUAUGACCAAGCUGCGAGGCCCAAAUCCCAAGUCCAGCCGGACCACUCUGCAGUCCAAGUCGGAGUCUGAGGACGAUGAUGAAGAUGAUGAGGACGAUGAGGAUGAUGAUGAAGAGGAGGAAGAUGAUGAGAAUGGGGACUCCUCUGAGGAUGGUGGGGACUCUUCUGAGUCCAGCAGUGAAGAUGAGAGCGAGGAUGGGGACGAGAACGAUGAGGAUGAUGAGGAUGAAGAUGACGACGAGGAUGAGGAUGAGGAUGAAGACAACGAGUCUGAGGGCAGCAGCUCCAGCUCCUCGUCUUCAGGGGACUCCUCGGACUCUGACUCUAACUGAGGCUCCGCUCCUCGGCAGCCAGGGAGAGCCAUGGAGCCCCCUCCCCAACUGAUCACCUUUGUCUCCCCCAUGUUCUGUCCCCUGCCUCCUGGCCUCCCCCACUUUCUUUCUUUCCCUCAAAUUUUUUUUUUUUUUUAAACAAAAUCCAGUGGGGGUAGGUGGGCUGCAGGAGCCCAGGCUAGGACUCUGCAGCCUCGGAUCCAUCAGCCCUGGGGGUUCUCCAGGGACAGCAACCAUCAGACUGAGCCAGCACUGGACCGGACCGGCCCGUCCCAUCCCUCUUCUGCACUUGCAGUUCUGGCAUGGACAAUGAACCUGGGAGUGGGGAUUGGGGGGGUGCCCAAAGAGUUUGGUGAGGCCCUCCACACCUGUAUCCCACACAAAGGUGGGAGUGGAAGCUUGAGGAGCCCUUCCUUCUCAGAGGGGCUGCUGCCUGGACCCCUACUUUGGAACUAGAGGGAGAGGAGGGGGCUGCCUUUGAGAAAAUGGGCACCGCCCAUGGCCCCAUUCCCCCGCCCUUGCAGAAAGGAGCUGCCUGGACCCACUCAAGGGGGAGGGGCAGAGUGUUUUUUAUAUAUGUGUAUAUAUUUUUUUUUUAAGCUCUGAGCUGUCAACGAGACGUUUCCUACCGAUCUCGGCUGUCGUCUCUGUUGUCAUUUCUGGGAGGGGGGGGUUGGUGGGAGGAUUGGGACUUUUUAAAAAAUGGUCUUGAUGCGUGUGGAAAGCAUGUGUGUGUGUGUGUGUGCGUGUGCGUGCGUGCGUGUGUCUUGUACAUAGCAAGGGUGCACCUGUGGAUGUGUGAGUUCCUGUGUGCAAGUAGAGAAAGAAGGGGGUGUGCCCUGGAGCCUGCCUCGAUGUUGUGAGUCUGGAAAAGGGUUUAUGAGCGCCAGGAAGACAGUGACUCUAGCAGGAACGGGCCGAGCCUGCCCCUCCCUGUAAUUCCUCCACGUGCCUGCUCUCUGGUCCCAUUGCGGAGGACACUGAAGCCACCCGAUUCUUCCUAUAUCAACUUGCCAAGUGCAUGUGAGCUGCAGUGUGCUUCUGCUGUCCAGCAGGAAUUAGGAAAGGGGCAGACAAUGGCAUAGGCCUGGAAACUUUGGAAAAGGCCUCUGGUUCAUUUGGGGGGGGCAGUGGGACCUGGGCUUCAGGAAGUGUCUUGGGACCUAUUAUGUAUCUGUCCCUCCUGCCUGUCCCCUGGCAGCCCCCAUUUCCUUUGAUUUCUCAGGUCUGCUCCCCAACCCUAUAGCUGGGGAAGGGGCUGCAGAAGAUGCUUUCUGCAACCAGCCCUCUAUCCCCCACCAGCCAUCCAGGCCUUCUGUACCCCGUUCCUUGACUUAAUAAGCCAAGCCACCUUAUCCCUGUGGACUUAGUAUGCAUUUUUACUUUACUAAGUUGGUCAAAAUUUUUUUUGUUUGCACUCUUUGGUGAUUUAUGGAAGCUUUGGGCUUUCCCAUCUUCAGGAUUGCCAGGAGUGGGGAAAUGGGCCCUCCACCAAGGUGUGGCGCUCCGGCCCAGUUUCCCAUCCCUUUCCAUGUUAGGGGAGAGACUGCUUUGCCCAGACUGUGGUGCUAGGGUGGGUAUGUUUAGGGGUGACACUCCAACCCUCCCCCUAUCCUGAUCCUGGAGCUAGGUCCAGGGGUUAUAAGGCUCCCUGAGAGGCCCUGCAAAGAAACUCGUUUCCUUAUUUCAAAACCUGAACUAUUACACUUGAGUAGAAUGUGUUUCCUUUUAAAAACUUGGAAUGGGAUGCUUUUCUUCUCCGUUUCAAAACUUGGAGAAUCCUUACAGUAUAGACAGGGGAGGGGAUGUAAGUGCUGUCAGAGGUCACCAGGAGCACAUUUUGGCACUGGGACAUGAUGGCUGGGGUGGGAGCCACGCCCCCUUCCACCUUUUCUAAUAUAUUUAAGUGUUUUGUAGGUUUCCACAACCACCACACUUGAGUUUGUACCGUGGGAGGUGGGAGGGGGAGUGGAUUAGAGAUGUCUACCUAAGCUUAAGGCCAACUGUGGAACUUUUCUCCCUUUUUUGUACAAUAAAGUAAAAAACAAAGGUU